ACAAAAUAUUUCCAAAGAGAAAAGGUCGAAAACGGUUCAAUUCUCAUAAAAUAUACACAAUGCUGCGCAUUCCUGGAAUGCCCCUUCUUCCGGGGACUCUCUUCCGCGAUGUAUCCAAGGGACAUUACCCCAAACCGCAAUCGCUGGCCAAUGUCCAAGGUCUGAGCAUGCUGAGUGAUCGACAGCAACCGCCUCCUGCGGAAUCGGGCAGCGUUACGGUGGACAUAAGCUGUCCCCCCGUUGGGGCAUCCUCCAUAUAUCCGCCACGUUCGGGUCCCCGGAUGCCUCCAUGGCUGGCGUACGACAAGAAGGUGCUGUGCUUCCAUGCCUACUUCAAGCAGACCCUUCAGGAGGUCUACCAUGCGCCCUAUCUGGUGCGCAAGGUCAAGAUCUACUACUAUCUGGAGGAUGGUACCUUGGAGAUCUACGAGCCCCGGGUGGACAACUCGGGAAUUGUGCAGGGAUGUGUGGUUCACAGGCAGCGGGUCCAGAAGGCGCCGCCGUGCGACAAUGAGUUCAUGUCCCUCAUCGAUCUGAACGUGGAUCAGACUGUUCAGAUAUUUGACCGCCAGUAUCAUAUCACCGAUUGUGAUCCGUUCACAAGGGCCUUCUUGAACAAACGCGGCAUAGCCGUUCCCGAUCCGGUCAAAUCGCCAUGCGAUCCCACCGAGGAGCAACGCAAGCGUGAAAACCAACCGCGAUCUGGUAAUCUCAUACCGAAGAAUCAUCCGUUUGCCCAGUUCCUCAAGUACGAUAGGCAAAUACUCAAGUUCCAGGCGUACUGGGACGAUAGAACCGAGUUCGGAGACGUACGCAAGCUGGAGGUGUGCUACUACCUCUCCGACGAUACCAUCGAAAUCAAGGAGCAGCACAUUCGCAACUCAGGUCGCGACGGCCCAACCGUUUUUCUCAAACGCGGACGCUUGGCGCGAGAGUUCGAAGGACUCCAGCUGCCAGGACAGAUGACCCCGAUGACGCUACUGAACGUCCUGGGCACCAAUAUGCGCAACGUGCGCUAUUGCGUGGAUCCGCUGAACACCGGAAACAAGGAGAUCCAUUACUAUAGGGAAAAGGAUCUCCAGAUAGGCAGUGUGAUAAACGUGUAUGGCCGUGCGGUGGUGAUAACCGAACUGGAUCCCUUCACCCAGAACUAUUACCGCCAGCGAUAUGGCAUACAGGACUUUACCCCACUGCCGAUCCCCGCGAGAUCCGAUGAUUGUGCUGACCAUAGAUCGGAACGACAAUUGCCACCGUACAAUGGAUGGGGUAGCUACGAGGAUUCGGUGGGCAAUUGCAUAUCGGUGGAACCGAAGCCGCCAAAGUCCGAUUUCAAAAAGUUCAUCAAAUACGAUCGUUAUGUGCUCCGCUUUGGCGCCAAAAUGCUCUCGACCAUCAAGGCGAACUGCGAGCGAAUCUUUGUGAUUAGCUACUAUCUGUGCGAUGAUACGCUGCAAAUCCAGGAGAUUGCGGUGCGCAACUCCGGAUUCCUCGGUGGCGAGUUCAUGAAGCGCACACGCUUGGAGUUGCCUGGCCAGGAGAGGUUCUCCUGCAAGCAGCCGCAGUACUAUAUGCCAUGGAACUUCUUUGUCGGAUCGACCAUGUCGCUGAAGGACUUCAUCUUUCACAUAGUCUCGGCGGAUGAAUACACGCUCGUGUACAUGGAGCACCAUCCGGAGACCUUUCCCCAUGCAAAUGUGGGUGUGAUCAUGGAGAAGGUGAAGAGUGCCCUGCAGAAUCGCAUGGCGGAGUUUGUGGGAUCGUGUGUUCCGGACUGUACGGACCUUGAGAAGAAGCGUGAUGUCUUUGUGUCCUUCGAGAGUUUCAAGGGCGCCCUGAUCAGCAUCAUGGGUAACCAGAUCAGCGAUCACGAGAUCAUCAGCCUCUGCCGGCACUUUUCGGCGGAGAAGAGUCAGCCAAAUGCCUGCGAUCGAUCCACGGUGCGGGCGGCGGCUCAUCUCGAGCUGAAGAGAACCCUGUGGAAUGCUCGGGAUGAUCUGAUGGAGCACUUCCAUCACAUCAAUCCGACCAACCAGCCAUUCCUGCCCGAGGUUAAGGUGAGAUCGGCACUGCGGGGCUGUCGCCUGCCAUUCUCCCUGGAACUGAUCGACAAUAUACUCUCGAUUCUGAAUCGCAACGAGUGCGACGACAUCGAGGUGUGCGACCUGAUGAACUUCAUCGACGUAUCCUGCGGCAAGGGCUGCGACAUGCUGCCCGUGAACCACGCCUUCGAGCUCUGCCCCAAGAUCCCCUUCCUGAACAAGGGUCGUGUGGUGAACUUCACCUGCUUCCUGAGGGAGAUCAAUCUGCCCCUCAACUUGCCAGCCGGCGGCGAGAAGAACAACGAUGCGAUUGCAGAGGGUGGCAGGAUAAUGCCACCAUCGGCCAUGCCCGAUACCGAUGCCCACAAGAUGCAUGAGGAGGACGCACAGCACGUGGCUUGAUUGAGACACGAAUCCUGCAGAGCACACACACAUUUUGUUCCAAAUUAUUUGUUGUAAUUCCUAACUUUAACUUGAAUCUUCGAAAAAUAUAUUUUGAAAAAUCGA
Messenger RNA from Drosophila mauritiana, 2546 nucleotides. RefSeq names its product EF-hand domain-containing family member C2 (gene Efhc1.1). Gene Ontology annotation, biological process: regulation of neuron projection development. The transcript is spliced from 4 exons. The coding region runs from base 60 to 2441 and encodes 793 amino acids. The record is from RefSeq and is a predicted model, not a curated record. Gene Ontology annotation, cellular component: microtubule. Lineage: Eukaryota; Metazoa; Arthropoda; Insecta; Diptera; Drosophilidae.